This is a messenger RNA of Nelumbo nucifera (sacred lotus), 1485 nucleotides long. RefSeq names its product N-(5'-phosphoribosyl)anthranilate isomerase 1, chloroplastic-like. The record is from RefSeq and is a predicted model, not a curated record. NCBI's taxonomy places the organism in Eukaryota, Viridiplantae, Streptophyta, Magnoliopsida, Proteales, Nelumbonaceae. Gene Ontology annotation, biological process: L-tryptophan biosynthetic process. Gene Ontology annotation, molecular function: phosphoribosylanthranilate isomerase activity.
UUCUCCCCUUUUCCCUCUCCUCCUAGCACAGAGGUUGGGUCCUUACAAAGUUGUACUCACUCCGUACUCACAUCAUGCUCACACAAUUGUAUUCACAUCGGAAACAUUUUCAUAUUGGUAUGUUUUUAUUCAUGGAUAGAUAUUCUCGAUGCACGGAGAUAUUCGCAAUACACGAUUGCAUGUGGCUGUGAAGACGAUGUGAACACGGUCUUGUGAUUACUGAAUCCGAAUUCGUGCUCUUCUCUCCUGAAAUCUCUCUACUCUCUCUCUUAUCGUAAAAAUUUAUUUCAGUAGUUUCUCGCAUUUCAUCUCUCAGAUCUAUCCUUAUACAGUGGCACUUCUGUAAAAUCGGUCUGAUUUACAUGGCUACGAUACUCGAAUCGGUGAUUAUUCCUCGUCCUUCUGGAUUCCUUACGGCCCUGUCGCCGUCACCGACGGCUUCCUCGAUUACUGCUUUCCCGAACGGUUGGAAAGUCCUCAGCCUGCCCGAAUUUAAGGGUUUGAGGAUUCAAUCGCGUCCUCUGAUGCACACGUCUCCGUCGGUAAGCUUGAGUAACGCGGAGAUUUCUAGACGAGGAGGAAGGAUCGUCCGCGAGGCUCGGGAUACUACAGCCCUCGAUGGUUUUCAGGUGAGAAAACCACUCUUACCAAGUAACAGGCUUUACUUGAAUAGAAUAAAUUUGUGUCUAUCGUCUCAAUCUGCUGAAGUCUUGCCUCCUUUAGAGAACCACAAGAGUCGCCCUAUAGUUAAGAUGUGUGGAAUUACGUCAGUGAAAGAUGCUGUGAUGGCUGCAGAAGCUGGUGCUAGUCUUAUUGGGAUGAUUCUUUGGCCCAACUCAAAGCGUUCUGUCUCAUUCUCAGUAGCGAAAGAAAUUUCAAAAGCUGCAAGAGAAUAUGGAGCAGAGCCUGUUGGUGUAUUUGUGGAUGAUGAUGCAGAUACAAUAUUAAGAGCAUCUGAUGCAUCAGACAUUGAACUUGUGCAGCUUCAUGGAUGUGGUUCACGGGCUGCUUUUCCAAUAUUAUUGCAAAAAAGCCGAAUAAUCUAUGUUCUUCAUGCCAGUGAAGAUGGUGACCUUCUAAAUCAAAUUCCCAAUGAAGAAUCUUCUCAAGCUGACUGGAUUUUAGUGGAUAGUGCAAAGGGUGGCAGUGGUAAAGGGUUCAACUGGGCAAAGUUUAAGCUACCAUCCAUUAAAAGCAAACAUGGAUGGCUGUUAGCCGGUGGGGUCAACCCUGACAAUGUUCUUGAAGCCAUCACCACUCUUAGGCCCCAGGGAGUAGAUGUGAGCAGCGGUAUCUGUGCGGCUGAUGGCAUCCAGAAGGACAAGUUCCGGAUAUUAUCCUUCAUGAGUGCUUUGAAUUCAUCAAACCACUGAUCUUUUGGAAGAUAAAUGUUUGAGAACUCUAUGGAAUUUUCUAUUUUGUUUUCAUCCUUUUCAUUGAAAUUUCUUUCCCGUUAUCAAAAUUUUGUUUGUUUAUUGAAGAGGC